Molecule: messenger RNA, 1356 nt
Organism: Plodia interpunctella (Indianmeal moth)
Lineage: Eukaryota; Metazoa; Arthropoda; Insecta; Lepidoptera; Pyralidae
Exons: 5
Coding region: 106-861 (251 amino acids)
Biological process (GO): protein polyglutamylation
Source: RefSeq, a predicted model, not a curated record
CGACAAUAUUGCGUUUUCCAACAUAAUGUAGUAUAUAUAAUAUAGUAAACAUGAUAUUGUAAUAGCUAUCUAUUUGGAAAAAAUCCCAGAUUUCUAAAUCAAAAGAUGAGUUUCUGUGUAGAUCUGGUAUCUGAAGAUUCUUUUUACGAGAAUAUAACUCUGGGAGUUACUAAAAUAUUGGAAGGUGAUCCUCGAAUAUGCAAUGUCAACGUAGAGCGUAGAACACCGUGUGAUCGUGUGGCCAUAUCUUCUUGGGAACAACGACAUUCUGCAGUGUUACCAGAUGAUUUACGCAAUUUUUAUGCUUCAAGUGACGGCUUCCAGUUGACUUGGCAUUACAAAUAUUCAGCUGAUGACAUCUUACCUGUGGGGUCCAUCCAUGUAAAUCCACUGAGCGAACUAUAUCUCACACCAGCCUUGAAGGAUCUUCUGGACUUUUCUGUCAGUAGACAGGGUAACGGCCCUCGACCGGUGCUGAACACUAAAAGUAAGGUGUUCGAAUUGGACAGCUGCAGGACUAUUGGGAAGGUCUGCCUGAUCUACACUGGCGGCUCGUGGUCCGUAUGGCUGAUAACUCGCGAGGGCACGUGGGGCUGGCUGUCGGAUUCCUUCACCAUGUACUUCAGAAUGGCGCUGGUCCACCUCGGCUUGCCUGGCUGGCAAGCGGCAUUCGCCAAUCUACCGCUGAUACCCUGGGCCGAGCAAUUGUUCUUACUACUGGCGCCCCAUCUACUGGAGAAAGUCGACACUGAGACAACAUCUGUGGUGGUAGCCAACGAGCCGGGUUUGAAUCACAUCGACCCUAAUAUAUUCAAGAAUUCGGCGCGCCAUCACAAGAGUUCACGACAAACUAAUCAAUAAAUAGGUCUGUCUGCAUCCAAAUAAUAAUAAUACUACUGUCUAUUUAUUCGUGUCAUUUUUUAUGAAAGUGUGGUCUAGAUCAGAUGAUUAUUGUUAUUUUACUGUUAUUGAAUAAAAUAUUGUAUUAUAGCAUCUUUGAUGUUUUUGGUUUCGUAUUUAUACCUGUUCACUUUUGCAUUUUGGUUAAUAUAUUUAAAUGACAACUGGCAGUGAGUAACAUUUUAUUUGUUUAAAAGUGCAAUGUUAAGAAUAAAAUAAUAAAGCGAAAAUAAAAUAAGGAAUCGAUGUUACAUCAUGUAUAUUGAAUAAAUCUUGACAAUAAAAUUUACAGCUAAAUAACAAAAUAAAAUGGACGGAAUGUGAGAUUCUCAAUUAAGUACAAGCUAAUUUUAUAUUUUAUAUAACAUUAGGUACAAGUAAGAAUCCUUGAGAUUACGAUGAUACCUAUUGCUCAAAAUAAUACAAAUGCAAAAUAUGCAUAUCUUAUAAUAUAUA